AUGGCUUCCUCAAAAGCUGUUUUCAGGUUAAUCGCCUACAGACGGCCAGCGCUGUCGCAGAUAUCGCCCCAGUCCUCCACACAUCUACGCUCCACACCUGCGUUCUCAUUCUCAACCUCCUCUCCAGUGUCUGCGACACCCGCCGGCCCUCCACGGCAAGGCUUCCGCCUCCCACCUCCCAAGGCAUGGGACCAGGGCGAUGAAUCCGCCCUCGACAAAGCCGGCAAAUACUUCCUCAUGACAGAGAUGCUACGGGGCAUGUACGUUGUAUUGGAGCAAUUCUUCAGACCGCCAUAUACCAUCUUCUACCCUUUCGAAAAGGGCCCCAUAUCCCCCCGAUUCCGUGGAGAGCACGCACUACGCCGCUACCCAUCCGGCGAAGAGCGCUGCAUCGCCUGCAAGUUAUGCGAAGCCAUAUGUCCCGCACAAGCCAUCACCAUCGAGGCCGAGGAGCGAGAAGACGGAAGCAGGCGGACCACUCGCUAUGAUAUUGAUAUGACCAAGUGCAUCUACUGCGGUUUCUGCCAGGAGAGCUGUCCUGUCGAUGCUAUUGUUGAAUCACCAAAUGCCGAAUACGCAACAGAAACGAGAGAAGAAUUGCUAUACAACAAGGAGAAACUGCUCGCCAAUGGCGACAAAUGGGAACCAGAGAUAGCUGCUGCCGCAAGGGCUGAUGCGCCCUACAGAUAA
Molecule: messenger RNA, 690 nt
Organism: Paracoccidioides brasiliensis Pb18
Product: NADH-ubiquinone oxidoreductase 23 kDa subunit, mitochondrial
Exons: 3
Coding region: 1-690 (229 amino acids)
Biological process (GO): mitochondrial respiratory chain complex I assembly; mitochondrial electron transport, NADH to ubiquinone
Cellular component (GO): membrane
Molecular function (GO): 4 iron, 4 sulfur cluster binding; NADH dehydrogenase activity
Source: RefSeq, a predicted model, not a curated record